This is a messenger RNA of Aspergillus fumigatus Af293, 1233 nucleotides long. RefSeq lists its product as uncharacterized. The record is from RefSeq and is a predicted model, not a curated record. NCBI's taxonomy places the organism in Eukaryota, Fungi, Ascomycota, Eurotiomycetes, Eurotiales, Aspergillaceae.
AUGGAGUACCAUUUUGUGCCUCCAGAGGAGCGCGCUAAAGAUGACAAGGGGAAUCUUUUGCCCUGGGGCUAUGUGUACAAAGAUGAAGCCCGCAACCCACGACGACCACCUGAAGAAAGCGGCCCAUUUGGCAAGAGAAGAAAUGCUCGCUACGAGCAAGCUCGCUCGCGUACACGUACUGGAACACCAGCCAAGCGCGAAAACCCCAAUGUAGCAGAAUUCGGGCGGCUGUUCGCCCAGCAACAAGAGGAGGAGAAGAGUCGCAAUAUCCUGCCCAAGUCUUCGUCGUCCUCCAGCCUUGACAACACACGAAAACAGACCGAGAAGAUUGCGACCGAGUGCAUACUUUACGGUUACAGGAGCAAGGAUGGCGAGUGGAAGGUCAUCGAUAAGUACGAGAAGAUCUCUCGAGGCUUGAUCUGUGAGGAUUAUCCUCGUAGCGAUCCGAACUCGACGAAUGGCUUCGCGCAACUGCUUAGUGGUGGCGACGUGGUUAUCCGGUCUAAUCUAUCUGCGGAUGCGAACCGCAAAUCGAAACGCUACGCUGGAGGUUUCCACUGGAUCAAGGUGACGUUUGACUCAACGAUCGCUGCGGAUCGCGCAUGCUUCUACUCUCCCCAGGAGAUCGACGGGCAUCUGGUCUUCUGUGAACUAUAUCAUGGCUCGGGACCUGCAGAGGAUGCUCCAAUUCCUGUGGACUCAUCAAAAGCCGUCCAGUUCAAGUCGAAAGCGCCGCGCACCUUAACCACUUCGCACUCUACUACAUUUCUCCAGCCGCAGGAUAAAGACCGUGCAGCCACGUUACCGCGAUCAUUUGCCAUGAACAACCUAUCAGGAGUAGCGGAAUCACAAGAAGAGGCAUCACAAAUAUCGACGAGCACCGCAAGCUCUGCCACCGCCACGGGAAUCGAGCAACCGUCUGCCCUUCAGCAACGCAAUGUCUCCAAGGAAUCAAAACCAGAGUCUGAGUUCAUGACACACAUCCCCACAGUCCGUCGAACCAAAUUACGCCCCAUUUCAGAAGCACUUCCGCCGCAGCCGACCGUGACAGAGCGUGUGCUACGGUCGAUCCCUAUUCUCAGUUGGUUUACUGGUGAUAUCGUCGGAGAUGGACCUCAGCUGCGUGAAGAUGGAAGCUUUGAUUAUGAUAAGUCGAACGCUUACUGGCGCUUCUGGUACAUGGUGGACAUGAUUCUGGGGACGGACAUCUGUGGACUAAAGGAGGAAUCGUGA